Kluyveromyces lactis is the source of this 1743-nucleotide messenger RNA. RefSeq names its product Dse1p (gene DSE1). Lineage: Eukaryota; Fungi; Ascomycota; Saccharomycetes; Saccharomycetales; Saccharomycetaceae. Gene Ontology annotation, molecular function: protein binding. The coding region runs from base 1 to 1743 and encodes 580 amino acids. The transcript has a single exon. The record is from RefSeq and is a predicted model, not a curated record.
AUGUACCUGUUAACAAUCAAUUAUUCUCUGCAGUGCAAACAUUACACAAAGUCAAAUAAGAAACUGUAUAUUGCGAAAAUUAUGACUGAAUUCUACAGGGCUCCAGAGAUAUUCAGACAGAACGCCAUCAUCGUCAAGAAGAGUAGAAGAGAUAUUAGCGAUGACGAGAACAGUACUAUUGUCAGGCGGAAUUGCAAGAUAGAGGCUUCGAAAUUGAACAGUUCCUUGCUAAGGAAGGUUAGUGGUGAUUUGAACGAUGUCAUUGUCACGAAAAAAUUGAAGACAGAUUGUUGGAAACUGUCAGAAGACACUAGGGACGUCACUUCAAUGUCAUUGGAUAGGGACACCAUUCUACUUUCCACAUCACAGACAUCGGAUAAUUUACAGUUGUUCCAAUUGCGGAAUAAUGAAAUUAAUGAGCAGGCUCGCGGUGGGAAAUUGCUCCAUAGUUUACAAACCAUUACUGUUCCAGGAAAAUCUAUUCUGGCUACAGAUAUCAUGCAAUCGCAGAAUAAUGACACCGUAGUUUCCUUCGAUGAUAAAGUCCAUGACAGAAUCUUACUUUCAGGACACUCUGAUGGAUAUGUGAACUUAAUUGCAACUUCAAUCGAGAAUGGGAACGCCAAAAUUCUAAGACGUUUCAAUCAUUCCAAACAUUUGAAAGUGAUCACCGAUAGCAUGGAUAGUGUUGAUCUUGCUACGCAAAUUUAUAACACAAGUCGUUCAAAACCAAUUCGUCAUUUGAAGACCUGGAACAAGCAUCAUUUCACCUCUGUCAUUAACGAUUCGUUGUUUGUCUAUGACGUGAACCAACAGUGCAAAGACCCAUUAUACUUGAACAGUUUCCCCGGUUUGGAACACGUUGAUGUUAACCCAGUCAAUCCAUUCACAUUUUCUCUGACAGGAACGAAAUUUGGGCAGUCCGGAAUUGCAUUGUUGGAUCUUCGUUUGGGUGAUGGUAACGGAAUACGUGUCCCUGGACCUCAGGACAGCAAUGCCGAGUCUGGCAAAUGUUAUACUUCCAAAUGGUUAGAUGAAUAUACGGUCGUUAAUUCGGUCGGAAAGGCAUUGAAGAUAUGGGAUAUCAGAUAUGGGAAGGUUAGAGCACACCUGUUGGGUCAUAACGGACAUGUCAACAGUCUCGAUUACGAUAAUGAAAUGAAGAAAAUAUAUAGUACAGACGAUCAAGGCUUAAUAAUGUCCUGGGAUAUCAAAGAUUUGAAAUUCACCGACCAAGUAAUGUGUUGCAGACCAUCUCAUGGUAUCCAGAGCUUUGGAUUACCAGCGGACUGUGUGCAAAACGGUAACAUUAUUCAAUCUCCAGAUCUGGAAAGAAUCGGAAACAAGAAACAUCUAGGGAGUCAUUUCGUCGGCUUAGCAGACUCUCAUUUCAUAUCCUUGCAAGAUCAAGAGCUAAGAUCGUACUCGGUUGUUGACAUGCCAAUGGUUUUACCUCCACCAAGGAACCCAUUACGUCUACUCGAAUCCGUGUCGACCGAAACGAAAUCAGAACCUCCAGCUACUAUGGUCUACUCCAGUUCAGAUGAAACAACCAAGGAUAGUAGCAAUUCUGCGUUUGAAGAUUCUGAGGAUACUCUGGAAUACGAAGCCCAUUCUCCAAUGACGCCUGCACUAGAUAGCAUGUUUGACGGUAAAACCCAUUCAUUCGAUAUACCCACAAUCCCUCUUCUGUCUGGCAUUAGAAGAGGCAGCGAUGCCACAUUUGUAUGCGAAGGCUUAUGA